GGCAGAGCGACACACAUAUCCGACACCGGCGCCACCGACGACGCACACCGCACGCAGUACCGCGCGUUUUCCCGACGAACACGUACGGCGAUAACGAUAAUAUUAUAAUAAUUUAUAUUUAUAAUAAUACGAUAAUAAUAUUACGGUACACGACGAUAAAAUACUGCUCGCGACACUGUUUCUUCAUUUUUACGUUUUUUUCAUAAUUUUAUUCGGGUAUCCAUACCUCCUACGGCCGGCCACCGCCGGGACGAGUAACGCGCCCACCACGUGGACGCCACGACGCGCCCGCUAAAUCAUAGCCAGCCCUCUGCCAAGUGAUCACCACAUCUAAGUUUGUUUUUUGACAUGAUUACGAUGGAAAAUCCCGGAUGAUCGAAUUGUCGUUUAUAGUACAAUACGAGUAAAUCCCCGAAAUUAAACAUCCAAUCGUUCGCGCAGUGUCCUCAAAGAACAGAGUGACAACGACGACAGCGACAUGGUAUGCAACACGCAAGAUUUCAACAUGCUAAUUAUAACUCUCGUGAUUUUAUCCUGUUAUUCUCAGGCAUUUUUUGAAGUCAGUUAAUACUAUCGACGACCAGAGCUUGGGACUCUGCAAACUCGAACACAUCUUAUAUGGACGACUAUGAAAACUCGUGGUCACCCUGGUCUGAGUGGUCUUCUUGUUCGAGAACGUGCGAUGGUGGAGCCACUUAUCAACUACGAAGGUGCAAUGCAGUAGUUGGUUGCAAAGGUCACCAUGUUAGAUACAAAAUCUGCAAUAUGGAGCCGUGUCCUGACGGAUUGGAUUUCCGAGCGGUGCAGUGUUCAGCCUACAACGAUCAGCCGUACGACGGUGAGACCGUAGAAUGGCACCCUUACUACGACGAGGAGAGCCCUUGCACGCUGAUGUGCGUCGAUUCCAAGGGUCGAGUGGAAGAAAUGGCCCCAAGGGUGCGAGAUGGCACCAGGUGCAGGCUAGGAUCAUUGGACAUGUGUAUCGACGGCGUGUGUCAGAGAGUCGGCUGCAAUUUAGAAAUUGGAUCAAAGGCCAGCGUAGAUGAGUGCGGAGUCUGCGGCGGAGACGGUACGUCGUGUUCCAAGGAUCUACACCACUGGGCCAAAAUAGGCACGGGUUGUUCAGUGUCUUGCGGUGGAGGGUAUGAAAUGUCCAGGAUAAUCUGUCAGAACCGAGACACGAGUGUUGAAGUGGAUGCCGAUCUGUGUCCUGGUGAAAGACCAAACGGCAACGAUUUAACUGUGGAGUGUAACAGCCAACCAUGCCCUCCCAAGUGGGUGGCUGACGACAACUGGAGUCCCUGCAGUAAAACAUGUGGAGGUGGAAUAAGGGUACGACACGUUUAUUGUGUGGAAGAAACAAAUGGCACUAGAACAAAGGUAUGGCAUCACAUGUGUCACGGGCACAAGCCUAAAAUACAGGAACAGUGUAACAUCCAACCUUGCUAUGCAGAAUGGUCUACAGGUGAAUGGUCUAAAUGUUCGGCGACUUGUGGCGAUGGAUUGCAGAUAAGGAACAUAACUUGCAAGUCAAAACAAAAGUACUUGACUUGCGACCCAAUGACUGAGCCCAGGCGAACCAAAACUUGUUCGGCGAACUUACCGUGUUACCAUGACAAUUUAGACGCAGACUCGGAUUUCCAAGUGUCGUCAAAAUCGAGUUUUUCACAAGCCCACGCUCAGCGAUUGGUUGGCCAACAAAAAACUUCUCCGCAUACACAGUUCGUUGCUGACAAUUGGAGCCCAUGCAGUGUUACGUGCGGUGAUGGUAUCAGGACAAGGAAAGUGUAUUGCAAAGCUCAUUUAGAUUACACCCAGAUCAUGACGAAGUUAACAGACGACGCGUGUGUGGGUCCCAAACCACCGGAGGUCGAAAAAUGCUUUUCGGUGCCCUGCUCGUUGAAUAAAAUAUUUGAUCAAAAUGAGAGGUCCAUCAGAGACGGAUACGCAGAUGCCAGCUCUGAUGAUUUCAAUCCACCGAAAGUCGCCCCCGGUUCGUUUGGUAAAACAUACUCUUGGAAAAGAGAGGGCUUUACGCAUUGCAGUGCUUCUUGUCUUGGAGGCGUACAAGAAUCAUUGGUGCUAUGUAUACGCGAAGAGGACAAGAAAAUUGUUUCCCCGUAUUUGUGCUCUCGGAACGAUCAGCCCGAAGUACUGACGCAGACAUGCAACGAUCAACCUUGUCCACCUCGGUGGAAUGUUAGUGAUUUCCAGCCCUGUUCACAAAGCUGCGGAAUCGGGCUUCAGAUGCGUGAGGUCAACUGCAUACACGAGGUGACCGAAGGAAACACAGCUAUUGUGCCGAACAAUAUGUGUCCUCAACCCCCGCCCACGGACCGGAAGCAAUGCAACAUGAUUGACUGCCCCACAGAAUGGCGGACUUCCGAAUGGUCGAAGUGUAGUAAAAAAUGUAACGGUGGCGUCAAAACCAGAGUGGUGGAGUGUGUGCAGAGGAUUGCUCAUGGGCACAUCAUAAACCGGCCAGACACGGACUGUGGUACAGACAAACCACUCGACAGUAGGUUGUGUAAUCCAAACGCUUGCAGCUCGCAAGAAGCAGUUAUGGUUUCAGACGUGGCUCAAAAAUACGAACAGUCCACCACCGAGGAGGAUGUUAUGCUCAAAGUUGGUGGUGAGGCUACAGUGUAUAGAGGGGUGGAAAUGAAGAUGCGAUGUCCCGUUAACAAGAGAGGAAAAAUACAGUGGUCAAAAGAUGGUCAGCCGUUGCAAAAUGGCAAGAAGGUCCGGAUAUCGAAAAAAGGUAUACUCAAAAUCCGAACCACUACAUAUUCAGAUCGAGGGACAUAUACGUGUAUGGCUGGUAAUGCCCAAGCUACAAUGAACAUCAACAUUAAACCCCAGCCGGGAGAAUUUCCAAGUUCCGAAGAAAUCGACAAGCCUUUGAACCAACAAGAUCCAGGCACAAAUCCUUCGUAUGCAAAUCCACAAGGAAUAGAACCGUCAUUUGACAUCAGCCACGAACGCAUCAAAGGUGAACACAAUCGCGAACAGAAACACAAACAGUCACGACAGAAAACUACCACUAUGCAAUCAACCGUAACGAAUACGGCGUCUUCCGAAAAGCACGUAGUGGAAACAGAGAAAAAUGCUAUAGACGUCUCCCCAAAACCCACCACUUCCGGAAGUUCACGAAACUUGCCUCACCUUCACAGUCUUCUUUUUAACCUCAAGGCUCUAUGGCCAUUUCAGGGUGUGAGCAACGCACGAGUGAAUAGAAUGUUUAUGGAAGAACCGGCGAAUCCACCAGCAGAAAUCGAAACCAGCACUGAGGAAGACAUGUUCGGUAAACCUGUUUUGCUCGGCAAAGGUGACCGGAAAAGUGUGAAAUUUGAAUGGGUCAUCACAGAAUGGUCGGACUGCUCUCCGCCUUGCGGGGGCAAUGGUUUUCAGAUGAGAGCAGCUCACUGCAUGGUCAAACUAAACAACAUGACACAAAGCGUAGACAAUAAUUUAUGCGAAGAUGCUCGGCUGCAAACGCCUGUGACCAUACAAAAGUGCGAAACGGAUGAUUGUCCGCAGUGGUCAGUGACUGAAUGGAAACCGUGCGAGGAGUCCAAAUGUUUCACCUGGAAUACUGCCAUGCAAAGGCGAAACGUGUACUGUCAGAAUUCGGAUGGAGCCACUAUAUCGGACGAAGCGUGCCACGGAAUCGAAAAACCGGUGAACCGGAAGGAAUGCUACAACGAUCAGUGCAAAGGCACUUGGAAAGUAGGCGAAUGGUCCGAGUGUACAGCAUCAUGCGAAAAGGACGGACUAAGGUAUCGAAUAUUGCAAUGCGUCUGGUAUGGCACCAAUAAGCCAGCCGGGACCGCCUGUCGUGACCAACCUAGGCCACCGGUGAUGAAGACUUGCACGGGACCGCAGUGCACAACAAAAGAUGAAUGUAUAGAUCACAGCAAACACAACUGCAAGAACGUAAAACAAAUGAACAUGUGUCAUUUGCGUCAAUACCAAACACAAUGUUGUCUUUCGUGUUCAUAAACACAUCACCACUGUAAUUUUAUUUUUCUAUUUCAAUUUUUUUUCUAUGUUUUAAUGUGUUAAUGUGUUAAUAAGUAUUUUAGCAUUCAUUCCGUUGUACAUAACUAUUAUAUACGAUGAGUUACAAUAAGUUUUAAAGUGUAACGCACGUCUUGUUGAACUAAUAUUUAUAUUGUUAAGUAGGUGAAAUAUUGUUUUAAUUCGAUUUUGAAUGUGUGCUGGUGACUGCAUAUGAUAUUUUGUACACUAGAGUAUACUAUUAUAUAUUGUUCGUAGUGAUCUAUUUUUUUAUUGUUCUGUUUUCGAAUAGUCACUAAGUACGUACUAAAGCAGAAAUCGCCAACUAUUAUGGGAAAGAGGAGUACUAAUAACUUAAAUUGUGGUUAUGAAAUUGUUUUUGACUUUCCUCAAACUAGUUUAAUUAAAAUUUAAUUUAUAGUUAAUAUUACAAAAUUAUUUAACAAUUUUUUUAUUUUUUAUUUAAGAGGUAUUUGUAAUAUCUCGAAAAUUUAACAACUGUUUCAUAUUUAAAACUUCAUAACAUUUUCAAUUUAAACAUUUAAAAUUUGAAAAUGUGAUACAAUGUCCCUUUGAAGUUGUUCUUAUAUAGCUAUACAAUAUACAUUCACAAACGUCAAAAUGACAUGUGCAUAGUUUUAUUUGAUUACCGUUUCAAGUUCAAAUCGUCUUACUCCUUUGCUCAGUGUAUUCAAUUUAUAAAACUAUAUCUAACAGAAACAAAUUAUCCGGUUUUCAAUAUUUAUUUUUAAAAUUAUUAUAGUUAGUUGUUUGUCAUUUACGCGCAAAAACUUCAUAAGAAAUAAGGAAUUUUUUUCAGUUAACACUUUUA
Molecule: messenger RNA, 4852 nt
Organism: Melanaphis sacchari
Lineage: Eukaryota; Metazoa; Arthropoda; Insecta; Hemiptera; Aphididae
Gene: nolo
Product: ADAMTS-like protein 1
Exons: 26
Coding region: 619-4002 (1127 amino acids)
Biological process (GO): extracellular matrix organization
Cellular component (GO): extracellular matrix
Molecular function (GO): metalloendopeptidase activity
Source: RefSeq, a predicted model, not a curated record